AUGUCUGAAAAUAAUGAUAACUCUUCUUCAAGCACAUCGAAAGGUUCAGAGCGAAUGCGUUCAUCAACUGAUGUAGGAACAAUUGCAGACAGCGAGGAUUCGUCGGGCUCCUCUGCCUGCUAUCGGUUUACCCAUUAUUCGUGUUCUUCCUCUCCUGAAGUACGGAGCAAGCUCGAUGGGGUGCGCCAAGGGUCACUUACAGACGUGAGCUAUGAACGAUCAACUGCAUCGCAGCCCAUGGUUGCCAACAUAGACACUACAAUGCUGGGUGUGGAUUGGCAACGUCGCAUGCUCAACGUCUACCGACCGUGGGUUGAAACGCAGGAGUCCACCAUCAAGGAGUUCGAGAACGCGGUUCGCUGCAUUCUCAAAGCGGCCGUUAGAAGGACCAGUAGGGCCCUCUCUAAACCGAUCUCCACUGCUGACAUUGUAAAUAACCCUCCACCCGCACACGGCCCAUGA
This is a messenger RNA of Dibothriocephalus latus, 462 nucleotides long. The record is from the annotation of a GenBank genome assembly. Lineage: Eukaryota; Metazoa; Platyhelminthes; Cestoda; Diphyllobothriidea; Diphyllobothriidae.